AUGCAGCCAAACUCUGAAGCCAAUGGGACAGCCAUUACUGAGUUCAUCCUGCUGGGCCUGGUGGAAACACCAGGGUUGCGACCACUUGUCUUUGUGCUCUUCCUCUUUGCCUACAUGGUCACAGUCGGGGGCAACCUCAGCAUCCUGGCAGCCAUCUUGGUGGAGCCCAAACUCCACACCCCCAUGUACUUCUUCCUGGGGAACCUAUCAGUGCUGGACGUGGGGUGCAUCAGUGUCACUAUUCCCUCAAUGCUGAGUCGUCUCUUGUCCCACAAGCGUACAAUUCCCUAUGGAGCCUGCCUCACACAGCUCUUCUUCUUCCAUCUCCUGGUUGGGGUGGACUGCUUCCUGCUAACAGCUAUGGCCUAUGACCGUUUCCUGGCCAUCUGUCAACCUCUCACUUAUAGUACACGCAUGAGCCAAGUAGUACAAAAAAUACUGGUUGCCAUGUCCUGGGCUUGUGCCUUCAGCAAUGCACUGACCCACACUGUGGCCAUAUCCACACUCAACUUCUGUGGUCCCAAUACUAUCAAUCACUUCUACUGUGACCUCCCACAGCUCUUCCAGCUCUCCUGUUCCAGCACCCAACUCAAUGAGCUGCUACUCUUUGCUGUGGGGUUCAUAAUGGCAGGCUCCCCCUUGGCUCUCAUUGUCACUUCCUAUGCCCACGUGGCAGCUGCAGUUCUACGAAUCCGUUCAGUGGAGGGCAGGAAGAAGGCUCUCUCCACAUGUGGCUCUCACCUUACUGUAGUCACUAUAUUCUAUGGGACAGGUAUCUUCAACUACAUGCGGUUAGGUUCAGUCAAGCUCUCAGAUAAGGAUAAAAUUGUUGGAAUUUUUAACACUGUCAUCAACCCCAUGCUGAACCCUGUUAUCUACAGUCUCAGGAACUCAGACGUGCAGGGUGCCCUCUGGCGAGUGUUCAUGGGAAGGCGGUCACUGGCCUGA
Molecule: messenger RNA, 948 nt
Organism: Chrysochloris asiatica (Cape golden mole)
Lineage: Eukaryota; Metazoa; Chordata; Mammalia; Afrosoricida; Chrysochloridae
Product: olfactory receptor 3A1-like
Exons: 1
Coding region: 1-948 (315 amino acids)
Biological process (GO): G protein-coupled receptor signaling pathway
Cellular component (GO): membrane
Molecular function (GO): olfactory receptor activity; G protein-coupled receptor activity
Source: RefSeq, a predicted model, not a curated record